Brachypodium distachyon (stiff brome) is the source of this 2219-nucleotide messenger RNA. Its product is annotated as laccase-19. Bases 113 to 1888 code for a protein of 591 amino acids. The record is from RefSeq and is a predicted model, not a curated record. NCBI's taxonomy places the organism in Eukaryota, Viridiplantae, Streptophyta, Magnoliopsida, Poales, Poaceae. Gene Ontology annotation, molecular function: hydroquinone:oxygen oxidoreductase activity; copper ion binding. Gene Ontology annotation, cellular component: apoplast. Gene Ontology annotation, biological process: lignin catabolic process. The transcript has 2 exons.
CUUAGCAAAACCAUCCUUCCAUUAAGUCUAAGAGAGCUAACUAACCAUUUGAGAGUCUAACUGUGGUGGUGCGCACCAAUUGAGCACAUCGAUCUCACUAAGUUUGUAGGGCAUGGGGAAGCUCUCCAUGGCCACGGCCAUCUUCUGCGCCGUGGCUGUAGCCGUUCUUACCGCGGCGGUAGGCGGCAAGGCGGCCGUCGUAGAGCACACCUUCGUUGUGCACGAGAUGAACCAGACGCACCUGUGCAACACGACCAAGAUCUACGUGGUCAACGGGCAGCUCCCUGGCCCCACGAUCGACGUCACCGACGGCGACACGGUGGUGGUCCACGUGAAGAACCACCUCCCACACGGCCUCACCAUCCACUGGCACGGUGUCCGCCAGAUCAUGAGCUGCUGGUCUGACGGGGCAGGCUUCGUCACCGAGUGCCCCAUCCCUCCAGGCGGCGAGCACACGUACCGCUUCAACGUCACUGGCCAGGUCGGCACGCUCUGGUGGCACGCCCAUGUCACUUGCCUCCGCGCUACCGUGGCUGGCGCGCUCGUGAUCCGCCCUAAAGGCAACAAGUACCCGUUCCCUACCCCUGCAAAAGAUGUCCCCAUCAUCAUCGGCGAGUGGUGGGAGCUCGACCUCGUCGAGCUCGACCGUCGGAUGCACGACGGAAACUUCGACGACAACCCGCUAUCCGCCACCAUCAAUGGUAAGCUGGGGGACCUCAGCAACUGCUCGGGUGUCCCGGAGGAGAGUUUCGUCCUAGACGUGGUCCGUGGUAAGACCUACCUGCUCCGGAUCAUCAACACAGCACUCUUCUCUGAGUACUACUUCAAGGUGGCCGGGCAUGCGCUCACGGUGGUUGGUGCCGAUGGCAACUACCUGACCCCAUAUAAGACCGACAUGGUCACCGUCGCUCCAGGGGAAGCCAUUGACGUCCUCAUGGUUGCCGAUGCCAAACCAGCACAAUACCACAUGGUGGCCCUUGCCAACCAGCCACCGGAACCCGACCCUCAAAUCCCAGGGUUCGUCUCCCGUGGCCUUGUCCGCUAUGUCGGAGUUCCCAGCAACAACAACGGCAUGCCGGUGCCGACACCGCUCAUGCCCAACCAGCACAACACAAUGCCAUCCUUCUACUUCCACAACAACCUCACGGGGCUCGCCCACCCGGACCGUCACCGUGUCCCCAUGCACGUCGACGAGCGUCUCUUCGUCACGCUUGGCCUCGGCUCCAUAUGCCGGAACGGAAGCAAAACAUCGUGCAAGCGCCGGAGAAGCAACGAGACAAUCGUGGUGGCCACCAUGAACAACGUCUCAUUCCACCAUCUGACCAAGGCAUCCCUCCUGGAGAGCUACUACGAUGGGAAGCCCAACAAGACGCUCUACACGGAGGACUUCCCGGACAACCCGCCGCACCCUUACAACUACACAGACAGAGCACUGAUCCCGCCAGGCCCACUCGAGGAGGCACUGGAGCCGACCUUCAAGGCGACCAAACUCCGUCGGUUCAAGUACAACUCCUCGAUUGAGAUCGUGUUCCAGAGCACGGCACUGCUGCAGAGCGACUCCAACCCGAUGCACCUCCAUGGGUACGACUUCUUCGUGCUGGCCCAAGGGAUCGGAAACUUCAACCCCAGGACGGACCCCAAGAGGUUCAACUACCAUAACCCACAGCUGAGGAACACGGUGCAGGUGCCUAGGACAGGGUGGGCUGCCAUCAGGUUCAUCGCCGACAACCCUGGCAUCUGGUACCUUCAUUGUCACUUUGAGUUCCACAUCAUCAUGGGGAUGGCCACCGCUUUCAUCGUCGAGAAUGGGCCCACCCCCGAGACCAGCCUGCCGCCGCCACCGCCGGAAUUCAAGAGGUGCGGUGCCAAUGGCCUCACUCGGCCAUAGUUGAUCAAUGGAACUUCAUUCUUCCAGUUGGAUAAGGUAUAUGAAUACGUUCGUAUACAUACAUACGGAAGCAACUGGGUCUGUAUUAUUUUUAUUCAUAAUAGUGUAGAAAAUAAGACCAAAUAAAGAUGCAGGAACAUAGAUCCUUCAUCGUAUUUGGGUGAUUCUUACUGUAAAAGAUGUAUUCUUUUUAUUUAUUUUUCAUUGUAAUGUGUGUGUGUCAAAAGAGCAAGCUCUUCCUAUUUUAAUUUAUUCUGUCAGAUCAACUGUAAGUUGUUCCAUCGAGAUUCUAUUUAUGAAAAAAAAUAAACAGACGAAUUACAAGAAGUCA